Molecule: messenger RNA, 1053 nt
Organism: Ophidiomyces ophidiicola
Lineage: Eukaryota; Fungi; Ascomycota; Eurotiomycetes; Onygenales; Onygenaceae
Gene: ETF1
Product: Electron transfer flavoprotein alpha-subunit
Exons: 3
Coding region: 1-1053 (350 amino acids)
Cellular component (GO): mitochondrion
Molecular function (GO): flavin adenine dinucleotide binding; electron transfer activity
Source: RefSeq, a predicted model, not a curated record
AUGAUUCCUCUUGCUAGAAAGUCAAUCCUCCGGGCCUCGCGCUCUCAAUUCUGUUCCUCCAGAACCUCGCUCCAGUCACACCAGCUCUCGGCACUCUCGAGAUUACUUUCUACCCUUGCGGUAUUGGAACAAAAGGACGGGAAAAUACAGGCCGCGUCUCUAAGUGCAAUUUCAGCGGCUGCAAAGCUUGGUGGGCCUGUCACAGCGUUUGUAGCCUGUGGUGGAGCGAAGGCGGGUGCGGCAGCGGAAGCUGCGCAGAUUAAGGGCCUUGACAAGGUGCUUGUGGUUGAAAAUACGGCAUACGAUAAGGGAUUACCAGAAAACUAUGCCCCUCUUUUGGUCGAAAACAUCAAGAACGGCGGUUUCACACACAUUAUUGCUCCUCAUUCUGCUUUCGGCAAGAAUUUACUACCUCGAGUUGCGGCAUUACUGGAUGUCCAGCAAAUUUCGGAUAUCACAGCAAUCGAAAGUGAAGACACGUUUGUACGGCCCAUCUAUGCUGGCAAUGCUAUUCUGACUGUUCAGUCAACCGACCCCAUCAAGGUGAUAACUGUUCGAGGAACGGCUUUCCAGGCCGGUGAAGCAACCGGUGGAUCUGCGGAGGUUGUUGACGGUGCCGAUCCCAAUGCUCCAUCGCCAACAGAAUGGGUAUCUGAAGAUCUGACCAAAUCUGAUCGUCCUGACCUGGGCACCGCUAAGCGAGUUGUCUCAGGCGGUCGUGGACUGAAGUCCAAAGAGGAAUUUGACAGGAUUAUGACUCCUCUCGCAGAUUCCCUUGGUGCAGCUAUUGGCGCUUCUCGCGCCGCUGUAGACAGUGGAUUUGCUGAUAACAGUCUUCAGGUUGGCCAGACUGGAAAAAAUGUGGCCCCAGAGCUCUACCUCUGCGCUGGUAUCUCAGGUGCCAUUCAACAUUUAGCGGGUAUGAAAGACAGUAAAGUUAUUGCUGCUAUUAAUAAGGACCCUGAUGCGCCUAUUUUCCAGGUUGCCGAUGUUGGUCUUGUUGGUGAUUUAUUUGAAAAGGUUCCGGAGCUCACGGAGAAAUUGAAGCAAUAG